This is a messenger RNA of Funneliformis caledonium, 900 nucleotides long. NCBI's taxonomy places the organism in Eukaryota, Fungi, Glomeromycota, Glomeromycetes, Glomerales, Glomeraceae. The record is from the annotation of a GenBank genome assembly.
AUGGCUACUUUGAGGAACCCGACUUUGCACUUUUCCUUAGAUCGUCCUUUUGGAAUUUAUUUUGAUGACUAUUUUAGACAAGCUUAUGCCUUAGUAACAGGGAAAAAUCCAAAUGAUUUCGCAUUUACUGAAGGAGUUACUCCACUUUCCACUAGAUACGAAGUUGUAAUUGCAUGUAUUACAUAUUUUGCUAUUGUAUUUGGAGGACAAGUAUUUAUGAAAAAUCGGACAGUUAUCAAACUUAGAUUUAUUUUCCAAGUUCACAAUUUAUUGUUGACAUUGUCUUCGCUUGCGCUUCUGAUACUAUUUGCGGAGCAAUUGAUUCCAAUAGUAUUUCGUAAUGGAAUUUUUUAUGCUGUAUGUAACAAUGAUGCAUGGACUCAACGAUUAGAAUUGUUAUAUUAUCUUAAUUAUCUAGUAAAGUAUUGGGAACUAAUUGAUACUGUCUUUUUAGUUUUGAAAAAAAAGGAACUCGAAUUUCUACAUGUCUAUCAUCAUAGUAUGACGAUGGCUUUAUGCUUUUCACAAUUGGAAGGUACAACUUCGGUGUCGUGGGUUCCAAUCACUCUUAAUCUCCUAGUUCAUGUGUUUAUGUAUUAUUAUUAUUUCCGAGCUGCAGGAGGAGCAAGGAUUUGGUGGAAAAAAUAUCUCACAACUAUGCAAAUAGUUCAAUUUAUAAUUGAUCUGUUCUUUGUGUAUUUUUGUUCUUACACUUAUUUCACUGCUACCUACUGGCCUUGGAUGCCAAAUUAUGGUUCAUGCGCCGGAAGCGAGAGUGCUGCCAUUUUUGGAUGUGCGCUUUUGAGUAGCUAUUUGCUUUUAUUCAUUGGAUUUUAUAAGAAAACUUACAAGAAAGGAGCUACUGCUACCAAAGCUAAAAUACAACCAAAAGUUGAAUAA